Cucurbita moschata (crookneck pumpkin) is the source of this 912-nucleotide messenger RNA. Its product is annotated as auxin-responsive protein IAA16-like. Bases 69 to 746 code for a protein of 225 amino acids. The record is from RefSeq and is a predicted model, not a curated record. NCBI's taxonomy places the organism in Eukaryota, Viridiplantae, Streptophyta, Magnoliopsida, Cucurbitales, Cucurbitaceae. The transcript has 5 exons. Gene Ontology annotation, molecular function: protein binding. Gene Ontology annotation, biological process: regulation of DNA-templated transcription. Gene Ontology annotation, cellular component: nucleus.
AUUAUAUUAUUUUCUCCUCAUCCUCUAUACCCACUUCUCUUCCCUAAACACAGAGAGAGAGAGUGAAAAUGGGAAGCUUAAUAGACUUUGAACAGACGGAGCUCCGCCUUGGCCUCCCCGGCGGCGACGCCGUCAAGAAAAGGGGUUUCACUCAAACUUUGGAUUUGAAGCUCAAUCUCGCGGCGGAUUCCGACCAACGCCCUAAAACGACGGACACGAAUGCCGUUUCCACCUCCGUCGGUACAGAUCUUCCCAAGCCUCCACCGCCCAAAGCCCAGGUUGUCGGUUGGCCACCGGUAAAGUCGUUGAGAAGAAACAUCGUAGCUCCAAAGAAGAGUACAGAGGAAACCGAGAAAGGCGCCACCGUCAGCGGCUGUGCCGAUGCGGCGGCGUUUAUUAAAGUCAGUAUGGACGGCGCACCGUACUUACGAAAAGUGGACAUGAAGAUGUUCGGAAGUUACCAAGAGCUUUCUGAUGCCUUGAGCAAAAUGUUUGCUUCUUUCACCACCGGUAAUUCUGGGGCACAAAAGAUGAAGAAUUAUGCGAAUGAAAGCAAAUCAAUGGAUGUACGAAACGAGACUGAUUACGUGCCUACUUAUGAAGACAAAGAUGGAGAUUGGAUGCUCGUGGGCGAUGUGCCAUGGAAUAUGUUCGUGGAUUCAUGCAAACGUUUGAGGAUAAUGAAAGGAUUCGAGGCCAUUGGACUCGCCCCAAGAGCAUUGGAGAAGUGCAAGACCAGAAACUGAAUUACUAAUAUUAGGACAUUAUUUUUCUUGAAUAAUAAUAAUAAUAAUAAUAAUAAUAUUUAUUAUUAUUAGGAUUUGGUAGUUUGCAAAUAAUUUCCAAAAAUUAUAAUAAUAAUAAAAAAAAUGAAACCCUACUCAAUAGAGGAAGGAAUUUGAAUCUCAUAUG